CAAGCACGGCGUCCGCGAUCCAAUAUGUCCGCAGUCUCACGAUAGAACGCGUUACUUUUCGACAUACUGCCGCAGGAGAGAGUCAGAGGAGAUAAUUCCGGCGCGAACGGCUCAAAGCCGUUCCGUCCGUACGAGAAUCGUGGGAUCGGUGUCGCAUGCCCGCGAUUCGUCGGCGUGCGACACGAUCACGGAAGGAAUCAGAAGCAACACCGAGAGUAAGAGAACGAGAGGGACGGAGUGAGGAAGAGAGAAAGAGAGAGAGAGAGAGUGAGUAAGAACGAAGCGGGACGGAAAUCGAGAAGCGUCAACUCUGGUCAACUCGCAUCGGUGCGGUCCUAGAUACGUUCCCACGAGCCCGUUUCCACGGCAUCGAGAACUACUGGGUGCGACUGCGACGCGGGAUCAGCAACGGCUUUCGUGAACCGUCGUCGACAACGCCGAGAGCGCGCGCGGAAUCGUGGGAUCGUCCACCGCGACGACGCCGUCAUCCACCUGCAGCUCAUCAGGAUAACCGAGCCGACGACGUUUCCCAGAUGUCGAUCAUCGUCGUGUGGGACGAUUUGGUCACGAUUUGAGAUUUCGAAGCGGGCGCAUCGCGCAGCAUCGAAUCUAUGAGAAGAAUUCAGGGGGUAUGAAUUGUAGUGAUAGACAAGAUGUCAAGCGACAGCGAUAAUACUUGUUUGAUACGUCAUCAUAAUCAUAAACGCAAAAAAAUUGUCAUUAGUGACAGUGAUAGCAGCGAUGAAUCUGUUAUUGUACAAAUUCGAAGAAAGAAGAAACUUAGAGUCGUUAGUGAAGGAGAAAGCAGCAGCGAUAGUGAUGUACCUAAGCCUGUGAUUAGACGACAAAACCAUAGAGUUAUUAAUGACGAAUCUAAUAGUAGCGAAGAAAGCAGAUCCACGCAUAUUACAGACAGUAGUACAUCCGAAUGGGAAAGUGAUUGGACUAGUUCAGAUGAAUCAAGCGAUACUUAUAAAUGUACUGCUAAGCGUAAAGUUUUAUCUAAAAGUAAAAGUGAGAAUGCCAAUAAACCUGGUUCCUCUUCAUUAACUAAUGCCAACGCUAACUCUGAUAGCAGUGAUGAUCAGUCGGAAAAAUGUCCUAUAUGUCUGCUACCAUUUAGAAAACAGCAAGUUGGUAUCCCAUCUGAAUGCGACCAUUGCUUCUGUUUAGAAUGUUUAUUGGAAUGGAGUAAAAACAUCAAUACUUGUCCAGUGGAUCGCAUAUCCUUCACUACAAUUAUUGUUAGAAGUCAUUUUGACGGCGAG
Messenger RNA from Trachymyrmex cornetzi, 1268 nucleotides. RefSeq names its product PHD and RING finger domain-containing protein 1-like. The annotation marks the transcript as partial. NCBI's taxonomy places the organism in Eukaryota, Metazoa, Arthropoda, Insecta, Hymenoptera, Formicidae. The record is from RefSeq and is a predicted model, not a curated record. The transcript has 4 exons.